CGUAAUACAAGGACAGACACAAGCUCUGGUUAUGUUGCCGUUCAACGUGAAAUGUUCACCUCACUGAAUACACCCUUGCAGGUGGACUUUGACCUUGGCGUUUCCAAGCAGGAAGUCAAGGAUAAUAUUUGUCUUUUUUUUUUUGUUGUACCUUGCCAAUUGUGUCAGAUGCUUGUCUUGGAAUAUGUAUGCCACUAUUGGAUUAUAAGAGGCUUGCUCAUGGAACAGUGAACUCAAGAGGACACAGGCUACAUUCACAGAUUGGUGACGUCACGAUUCAAAAAAAGAAAUAAAAAAUGUUCAGGAAUAAUAGCGUGCCGUUUCCCUCUCAACCAAGAGGGUUCCCUCAGGAGGAUCCUCCCUCUCAGAGGUCCAGUAUGACCAGACCCAGUGCCAAGUCCAUAUACAUGCAAAGGAAGGAGUAUUCUGAAACGAUGAACAACCAACCUGACAACUUUCAGUACAGGGUGGAGCACCUGUUUACGUGCGAGUUGGACGGCCAGGAGGUGCGCAACUUGAAUGACUGUGUGACCAGGCUGCAGAGGCUGGAGGCUAAGGGCCGUGUCUGGGGGCAGGAGGUGAUCCUGGAGGUCCAGGGAGGAUACCUUCAGCUCAACGACAUCGAGACCAAGGCAGAGCUGGAGUAUGUGCCUCUGGGAAGUGUAGUUCAGACCAAGGCUGUGUUGGACACUUGUGCCUACAACUCCCUGCUCACUGUUAUGGUCCAGGAACGCAACAGAUGCAUCCCUCAAGUCUUUAUGUUCCAGUGUGAGGAGGUUGGGGCAGAGCAUAUCAGAGAAGACCUGGACAAGGCUGUCCAACACAACGCUAAUGCUCCUCCUCCUGAACCUCGCAGAGAACCAAGCAGACACAAGAGUAAUCUGGAGAACAUCAUCGGUCAACAGGCGAAUGGGAAUGGCUUCUGGCCCAUUGGUCCUGCUCCUCCCAUGAUGCUGCAGGAGAGGGCCCCUCAUCCCCCUGACCGCACCGCCCCGGUGUACAACAACAGAAAUGAGAGCUUCCCUCCCCCUCCAGUCUACAACCCACUACAGGAGCCCCUGCACAGUCCGGAGGUAUACGGAGGGUCACAGCAGUACGGAGCUAGAGACCAAGAGCCUCGCCAACCCCAGCCUCAAUACACUGACACAGAGAGGAAUGUGGAAAUUUUAAACCAUGUGCUGAACGACGUGGAGCUCUUCAUGGGGAAAGUAGCCGCUCCUAAUGAAGAGAAGAACAACAAGAAGAAAAAGAAGAAAAGCUCAAAGCCAAACGCUGCCAACUUGCCACAUUGGGAGGAGUUUGUUGUCUGUCUUCAGAAAAUCAAGUAUGGAUUCAACCUGCUGGGCAAGCUGAAUGGAGAGAUCCAGAACCCUAGCGCUGCAGACUUUGUCCACAUUCUCUUCUCCACUCUGGGCAUGUUGAUGUGCCACUACUCCCCUGACCUGCCCCCCUCUGUCCUGGCCCCCCUGCUAACAGAGCCAGCACUCAUCUUGCUUAGCCAGGUGGUCACCCCAGAGGAGGACCAGAAAUGGAGGGCCCUGGGAGACUCCUGGAACAUCCCCAGGUCCAAAUGGCCAGACGGUCACAUGAUCCCGCCCUACAAUCCAGAGUUCUAUGAUGGUUGGCAGCUGCCACAGCCUGUCCCACCGGCAGCCAAUCAGGGACUGAGCAGGAGCAACAGCCAACACAUCCCCCUGAGAAAGGAAAUGAUGCAACAGAUGCCUGAUGAGGGCAGGCAGUUGAGCAGGAGCAACAGCCAAUACAUGCAACGGCCUGAGGAGCUCAUGAUGAACUCUCCACCAUCUUUACGCCCCAGUGAGCUGGCCCCAGUGAGGAUGCGUGUGAUCUAUGACUUUAUGGCCAGGAACCCCCAGGAGCUGAGCAUUAUGAAGGGAGAGGUUGUCCAGGUCGUAGACAAGUCGGGGCAGUGGUGGAGGAUCCGUAAUGAACGUGGCGAGGAGGGUCACGUUGCUAAGAACGUUCUAGAGCCUCUGGAUGGAGGGAGACCCUGGGAUGAGGGCCAGGAGGUGCGCUCCCCUCCACCCCUCAACAUGCAGUCCAGACCUGCAGAGGUGAAAGCCUGGCUGGAAUACAAGGCCUUCUCCAAAAUAACGGUUCGUAGCCUGAGCGUGCUGAACGGAGCCCUGCUACUGGGGAUGUCCAAAGAUGAGAUGAGGACGGUGUGUCCAGAGGAAGGAGGAAGAGUCUUCUUCCAGCUGCAGGCCAUCAAGUCCUCCAUAGCCCUUGCCAGUGAGUCCAAUGGAUAUGGUCCUUAUAACGGUCGUUAGACUGACUCUUCACAAGUAACAACCAAGAGCCAACUGAGGGAGAAGAAUAACUCAACUAUUUAACCUUUCAUUUUAAUCAUAUAUUAUUUUUGUCCAUUCAUAGACGGGUUGGUGGUUUAGCAACAAAGCCGAUGUGUGAGUAACUAUGUGUCAAAACACAGAUUGGUUUUGACUGUUGACAACAUGUAAACUGUAUUAUUUCUCUAAAUGUUUUAUUGAUUAUACAUAAACACAUUUGCACAAUCAGCACUUUUUUGGUUAUCUUUGAACUUCCAAGAUCAUUGCAGACAUCUGAGCGCUCCCCUUUCUUUUGCUGGGGUAGUCACCGUGUGAGUCACUGGGUAGUCACCGUGUGAGUCACCGUGUGAGUCACAGUAUGAGUCACCGUAUGAGUCACCGGGUAAUCACCGGGUAGUCACCGUGUAGUCACCGUGUGAGUCACCUCAAAGCCAGUUCCACUCCUGCUUUUAGUCUACCCCUCUAAUCAGGGACUGAUUUAGACCUGGGACACCAGGUGGGUGCAAUUAAUUAUCAGGUAGAACAGAACCAGCAGUACUCCGGUCCUCCGGGUUCGGAUUUGAAUACCAGUACCCUUGCUUUAUUCUCUUUUGGACGAAUCAGAACCAUUGGUGGUUCCUCAGGUUCCUCAGUUAUGAGGCUUGCAUCUAAUUAUUGUAUAAAAUAAAUGAGUAAAAAUGAAACUUUGUGAAAUGAUGUAAUGUGAUAUUUAGUCUUCUAAAUGAGAGAAUUGUUUUCAUAAGUAAACUGGUGCACACAAAGCGGCCACGCCCAAGUGAAUAGACAUUGGUUGGAAAUGAUGAACCAACCUCUUUUCUACAUUUCUAUAAAAGCCCUGUGACGAAAACUCACCUCAGUUCCAAAAAACGGGAGGACUUGUUCUCCAAGUUGAAAAGGGCUAAUUUCAACUAUACAGGCCAGGAAACGAGAGCUUGCUCCACACGUGAAAUGGUAUGAACUCUGAACUAUUGAUCACCUAAAGAAGAAGUGCAUACUAAACUAGCGUAUAUCAGACUGCAGCUGAACAUAUGCGCAAAUCUAGUACAAGAACACUGACCGACGCGGACGAAUCUCCAGAGUGAGGUUAACCUUUUAACCUCUCACACGACAACCCAGAAGAAUCUACAAAGGACAACGGCGACAUUGACUGGGCGCUCCAGAGCCUCACAUCACCAGCUCAACUAUCAAAGCCAGCUUCACGUAAAUGCAAUGCAUCACUUUUCUGAAUGAGCGAUCGUUAGUGGCAUAUGUAUUUAUGUGAGAAUAGCUUCUCAGGUCCAAUAGAGACCCAUGGUCCUUAGUCUUCCUUCCAAAACCCCUUUCUCUUCUCUCUGAAUCUAUUGUGUUAUAACUAAGCUGCUUUUGUUUAGUCCACUAGGGACGGUAUUUACUGUAUAAUGUUAUUAUGUAUUGUAUAUUCUGUAAUUGUUUAAUUAGUUAGUAAAUAAAUAAUUGAGGCAA
This is a messenger RNA of Oncorhynchus keta (chum salmon), 3767 nucleotides long. It is a transcript of the gene eps8l3b, whose product is annotated as EPS8-like 3b. Gene Ontology annotation, molecular function: actin binding. Gene Ontology annotation, cellular component: vesicle; plasma membrane; ruffle membrane. The record is from RefSeq and is a predicted model, not a curated record. Bases 297 to 2288 code for a protein of 663 amino acids. Gene Ontology annotation, biological process: Rho protein signal transduction; regulation of Rho protein signal transduction; positive regulation of ruffle assembly. NCBI's taxonomy places the organism in Eukaryota, Metazoa, Chordata, Actinopteri, Salmoniformes, Salmonidae. The transcript has 20 exons.